Molecule: messenger RNA, 2795 nt
Organism: Oryctolagus cuniculus (rabbit)
Lineage: Eukaryota; Metazoa; Chordata; Mammalia; Lagomorpha; Leporidae
Gene: PRSS53
Product: serine protease 53
Biological process (GO): proteolysis
Molecular function (GO): serine-type endopeptidase activity
Source: RefSeq, a predicted model, not a curated record
GUCUUAAGCUCAAAACCCUACCCACAGCAGCCUCUGUGCUGGGGUUACAUUUCCCGAACAACUUGGGAUGGCCCAAGGUAGGAGUCAGGAUCAGAAAAUGGAUGCACCUUGAAUGAUACUGCCUCCUGACUUGAGAGCCUUCCAGCAUCUGUCAGAAAGAUGGGCACUGCGGUAGCCCUGUUUGCUAGGAAGGCAGCAGGCCCCUAGGGGGGUUGGCUUUUGUCAAAGGUUCAUGGCCAGCCAGCCAGCAGAGAGGCCCAGUCCCUCCAAAACCUAGCCCUGCACACAGUCUCUGGGAGGAAGCGUGUGUAGCAUGCUUGGCCCUGGCCUGGGGUAAAGCAGAAAAGCUACAUCACAUAGUGGGAACUGGGCAGGCCUGCCCACAAUGCCCAUCGGGGUCCAGGUUGAGGCUUCACGUCCUACAGACGAGGCCCUCGCCCAAGCGUUUCUGUAUUCAGAAAGGCUGGAGUUUUUCAGACAAGGCACAGACAGGUUUAACUGUUGAAGGUCACUCAUGUUCUAAGUCAGGGAGCUGGGAUUUGAAACCCUAGGCGGUCUGGCCCCCUGGCUGAGGCCCAGAGAAGGGCCAACAGCAGCCGCAGGGCCGCGCAGCCCCAGCCCCAGAGCUAGGAGCUGCUGGCUCCCUUCCAGCCCCUGGAGGGGGGGAAGCAAUGACAUCUGACACCCAGCCAACUGGGGGCGGAGCAGGGGUGGAGCCAGGGUUCCCAGGUAGCCUGGGAACCACAGCCCAGGCGGCAGAGCGGCCGAGCAGCAUGAAGCAGAGUUGGGGACCAGGGCUGCUCAUCCUGGGAGCAGUGGUCCUCAUCCAGGGUCUUCAGGCAGCACGGCGGGCCUGUGGCCAGCGUGGCCCCGGGCCCCCCGAGCCUCGGGAGGGCGACACAGAAGCCGGCGAGUGGCCCUGGCAGGCCAGCGUGAGGCGGCAGGGAGCCCACGUCUGCAGCGGCUCCCUGGUGGCGGACACCUGGGUCCUCACCGCUGCCCACUGCUUUGAAAAGGCAGCAGCGACAGAACUGGACUCCUGGUCAGUGGUCCUGGGUUCUCUGCAUCGUGAGGGGCUGAGCCCAGGGGCUGAGGAGGUGGGGGUGGCUGCCCUGCGGUUGCCCGGAGACUAUAACCACUACAGCCAGGGCUCCGACUUGGCCUUGCUCCAGCUUGCCCACCCCGUGGCCCACACACCCCUCUGCCUGCCCCAGCCCAUCCAUCAUUUCCCCUUUGGAGGGUCUUGCUGGGCUACUGGCUGGGACCAGGACACCCGUGACACUCCCAGGAUCCUUCGGAAUCUGCGCCUGCGCCUCAUCAGCCGCCCUACCUGUAACUGUCUGUACAACCGGCUGCACCAGCGGCUGCUGGCCAGCCCGGCCCGGCCUGGGAUGCUGUGUGCGGGUGCCCAGCCCGGGGUGCAGGGGCCCUGUCAGGGAGACUCUGGGGGGCCCGUGCUGUGCCGUGAGCCUGAUGGACACUGGGUUCAGGCUGGGAUCAUCAGCUUUGCAUCAAGAUGUGCCCAGGAGGACACUCCCGUGCUGCUCACCGACUUGGCGGCUCACAGCCCCUGGCUACGGGCUCAAGCCCAGGGGGCGGUCUUCCUGGCCCAGAGCCCAGGAACCCUGGAAGCCAGUGAUGAGGACAGCUGUGUAGCCUGUGGAUCCUUGAGGGGCGACGGGCCCCAGGUGGGAGCCCCCUCCCCAUGGCCCUGGGAUGCCAGGCUGAAGCACCAGGGCAAGCUGGCUUGUGGCGGAGCCCUGGUGUCAGAGGAGGUGGUGCUGACGGCUGCCCACUGCUUCAUCGGGCGCCAGACCCCAGAGGAAUGGAGUAUAGGGCUGGGGGCCAGCCCGGAGGAGCGGGGCCUGAAGCAGAUCAUCCUGCAUGGGGCUUAUACCCACCCGGAGGGGGGCUACGACGUGGCCUUCCUGUUGCUAGCCCAGCCAGUGACGCUGGGCCCCCACCUGCGGCCCCUCUGCCUGCACUACGCUGACCACCAGCUGCCUGACGGGAAACGUGGCUGGGUCCUGGGGCUGCCCCAUCAAGGAGCAGGCACCAGCCCUGCCCAGACAGUGCCCGUGACCCUCCUGGGGCCUAGGGCCUGCAGCCAACUGCAAGCGGCCCCUGAGAACAAUGGCGUCCCCGUUCGGCCGGGGAUGGUGUGUGCGAGUGUGGCGGGUGAACCGCCCCACUGUGAGGUCCUGUCCGGGGCACCGCUGGUGCAUGAGGUGAGGGGCGCGUGGUUCCUGGCUGGACUGCACAGCUUUGGAGACGCCUGCCACGGCCCUGCACGGCCCGCCGUCUUCACGGCGCUCCCCACCUACGAGGACUGGGUCAACAGUUUGGAGUGGCAGGUGUACUUCGCCGAGGAGCCUGAGCCCGAGCCCGAGGGAGCACCUGGCAGCUGCCUGGCCAACUCAAGCCAGCCAGCCAGCUGCUGACAGGGGACUGGACUGCUCGCCGGAGGCGUCGACAGUGAGGCAACGCCCAUGCCCCUCGCCACCCUGGCCACGUGCAGCUCUGGGCCCUGGGGCAGGCCCUCCAGCAGGUGCCUCGGCCCCCCCGCACCCCUGUGGACAGGGAUGCUGCCUGCUGAUGCUCCCACACCCAGCUCCCCAGCUCUGCUCCGUGCCGCGGGUGUCCCCCAGUGUCCCCCACCCUUCACCCCUCAGACACAACCACAGCGGCUGCAUGUUUUGAAAAUCUGUGGUUUUUUUUUCCUUGGUGGGGGUGGGGAGCAAUUGUCCUUUUUUUAAACUUAAAUAAAUUGUUACAAAAUAGAUUUUAGAAAAUAA